This is a messenger RNA of Guyanagaster necrorhizus, 471 nucleotides long. RefSeq lists its product as uncharacterized. The transcript has 5 exons. The record is from RefSeq and is a predicted model, not a curated record. Bases 1 to 471 code for a protein of 156 amino acids. Lineage: Eukaryota; Fungi; Basidiomycota; Agaricomycetes; Agaricales; Physalacriaceae.
AUGAUACAGGCUCCAACUCUGUUCUUCAGUUUUGUCCAGCUCGCCACGAUCUCCCUGCUUUAUGCGGCCCAUUCGUUUCCAGUGAGUGACCUUGGAUAUGCUAAAUGUCGAAGAAUAUGGGACCCCAGCCUAUCCAACAACGGCCAAUUCCUCUGGAUGCGAUUCGCGGCACCCCCCACCGGCUCUUUGAAACGGCAAGUGCCCCAGACGCCAAACUAUGUUAAGAGCAUACAGGACACCAUUGCAAGACUACCUAGAUGUCUUCAAGCUGGAUCUGGCCAAGGUUCCACGUGUGCAUUCCCGGGCAGCCUCGAUUCUCUGGUAGAAUCCCCUGUCGUGGUGUGGAUACAUGGAGGAGGUUACGAUACCGGUGGCGGCAUUGGGUUCUUUGGCACAACAGCUCUUACAAUGGGAACGACCUGCGAACGCUCGAAGAUCACCAAGUCCGGUGGGCAUCCAAAUGAGGGAUAG